GGCUGAUAAGGAAACGCAACACAAGAACAACUAUCAGUAUAGGCGAAUGUUCUGUUUGUGAAAGCUAUUUUACAUUUUCUGAAUCAAGAAUGUUAUUAGAUAUGAAUUAAAAUAUAUGUAAUUCUUGAUGUCUGCAUUUUAUUAAUGCAUUAAAAUACUUUCAUUUUCAACAACUCGGUUUCACAAUUUGCCUAUGGUCAAAUUCACCUGUAGGCUAAAACGUUUCUCAGAGCAACAAACAUAGCCGGGAUCACCAUGCUGCACGGGACCCUGCUGUCUGCCUUCGGGAUGUUGCUUCUCCAUGUUUCUCCUCUCAGAUCCGUGAACUUGAGCCUUUUCAAAAGCAAGAUCAGGUCGCCAGAGGAGGGGGCUAUACGGUUGGCGGGCUCGAAGACACGCUCCCAGGGCCGGGUGGAGGUCUACCUUCACGGGAAAUGGGGAACCGUGUGUCACAAUGCCUGGGACCUGCCCGACGCGCAGGUGGUGUGUCGUCAGCUGCACUUCAAAGGAGCCGUAUCUGCCGCCGCUGGAGGGACGUUUGGCGAAGGAACCGGACAGAUUUGGCUUGACCAGACGAAGUGUGUUGGCACAGAGAACUCUCUUUCCAACUGUUCCUACAAUGGAUGGGGAUUAAUAGAUUGCUCACACAAGGACGAUGCUGGAGUAAUUUGUGUAGCAGGCACUAGUGCGACAGAGACCUUUGUGGACCAUAGUCUUGAACUGUCUGAGGAUCUUGGGCAACUCUUUGACAGCGAGGAGGGCUGCGACUUCCUGAUCCAUGGAUACACUUACACUGGCGAGAACCGAGACGAUGGGCUUUGGGAGAUGGUGGACACAACAGUGUGCGCACACAGGAUGAUCCUCUCACGUUUCCCUGGCUUCAAAGCCUCUACUGAUGUUGACGAAAUAUCAAUUCAUCUCACCCAGACGUGCCUUCCUCAUCUACCCAGUUUGAUCAGGUACGUGUACACCCGGAAGCUGGAAGUAUCCAGGACUACCGCCGAGUGUAUCCACCAGUUGGCUUCGCACUUUGGAAUGAGGAGAUUGAUGGAGGACGCCGGGCGCCUCUUCACCAAGCUUCUCCCUGAGGACCGCUCCUUCCUCACCCAGGUCUCCUUCUACGAGUACUCGGUGGAAGCGGGCGACCGGGUGCUGCAGGAGAACUGUCUCCAGUACAUGGCGUGGAACUUCCAGAAGCUCAGCACCUCCAAGGCCUGGAGCUCUGUGUCAGCAGAACUGCUGCAGGCCCUUCUGUCCCGCUCUGACCUGGUGGUGCCGGGCGAGACCUUCGUCCUGGCAGCACUGGAGGACUGGGUCUCCCAGGUGAACCGGACGACCAGUGAGGAGCAGCAGGCCGCCUUGUUGGCCCGCGUGCGCUUCCCUAUGAUCCCCGCCAAGGAGCUCAUAAAGCUACGGUACACCUCCGCCCUCUACUCCGUCCAUCCCACUCUGUAUCAGGAGAAAGUCCUGAAAGGGUUCCAGGCUCACUCGCUGCCCUUCGGCACUCUGAAGAACAGCUCCAACUUCCAGGCAGACGACCGGGAUUACCAGGCCAGGAUUUACACCGCCCCCCCGUGGAGCGUUGCUUAUGACCAGAGCGUAGAAACCAUUGGGCGUCCGAUCGACAACCCGUACGACCGGUUUCGUAGGGGUUCACAUCGAGGCAACACCCAGUAUUACAAGAAGCCCAGUCUGCGGACCACUGAACAUCACAGCACACCUGUCCACACCAGCGCUGUCUUCAAUGACAGAAAGGUUGACUGGCAGCUGAACCUCUUCAACGAGCAAAGCGACUGUUCCAGCCGCGGUUUGCUUUGUGAUUCACUGCCUGCGGCCAGAAUGAGAAUGUCCACGCACAAGUACCAGGACCAGGGCCAGGGCAGCAUCCGCUACAGCAACCGGCUGCUGCUUAGCUGCCGAGGAAGAUUCAUCUUCCACAUCGUGGACUUCAAGGAGGAUUUUGCUUAUGUGCCUGCUGGUGCGAGUGUAACAUACCCCUGCCCCAAUGAAGGGUAUAUCUACCACUUUGUGGUGAGGCCCGAAUACAUCGCUAAAACGUUUCUCAGAGCAACAGACAUAGCCGGGAUCACCAUGCUGCACGGGACCCUGCUGUCUGCCUUCGGGAUGUUGCUUCUCCAUGUUUCUCCUCUCAGAUCCGUGAACUUGAGCCUUUUCAAAAGCAAGAUCAGGUCGCCAGAGGAGGGGGCUAUACGGUUGGCGGGCUCGAAGACACGCUCCCAGGGCCGGGUGGAGGUCUACCUUCACGGGGAAUGGGGAACCGUGUGUCACAAUGCCUGGGACCUGCCCGACGCGCAGGUGGUGUGUCGUCAGCUGCACUUCAAAGGAGCCGUAUCUGCCGUCGCUGGAGGGACGUUUGGCGAAGGAACCGGACAGAUUUGGCUUGACCAGACGAAGUGUGUUGGCACAGAGAACUCUCUUUCCAACUGUUCCUACAAUGGAUGGGGAUUAAUGGAUUGCUCACACAAGGACGAUGCUGGAGUCAUUUGUGUAGCAGGCACUAGUGCGACAGAGACCUUUGUGGACCAUAGUCUUGAACUGUCUGAGGAUCUUGGGCAACUCUUUGACAGCGAGGAGGGCUGCGACUUCCUGAUCCAGGGAUACACUUACACUGGCGAGAACCGAGACGAUGGGCUUUGGGAGAUGGUGGACACAACAGUGUGCGCACACAGGAUGAUCCUCUCACGUUUCCCUGGCUUCAAAGCCUCUACUGAUGUUGACGAAAUAUCAAUUCAUCUCACCCAGACGUGCCUUCCUCAUCUACCCAGUUUGAUCAGGUACGUGUACACCCGGAGGCUGGAAGUAUCCAGGACUACCGCCGAGUGUAUCCACCAGUUGGCUUCGCACUUUGGAAUGAGGAGAUUGAUGGAGGACGCCGGGCGCCUCUUCACCAAGCUUCUCCCUGAGGACCGCUCCUUCCUCACCCAGGUCUCCUUCUACGAGUACUCGGUGGAAGCGGGCGACCGGGUGCUGCAGGAGAACUGUCUCCAGUACAUGGCGUGGAACUUCCAGAAGCUCAGCACCUCCAAGGCCUGGAGCUCUGUGUCAGCAGAACUGCUGCAGGCCCUUCUGUCCCGCUCUGACCUGGUGGUGCCGGGUGAGACCUUCGUCCUGGCAGCGCUGGAGGUCUGGGUCUCCCAGGUGAACCGGACGACCAGUGAGGAGCAGCAGGCCGCCUUGUUGGCCCGCGUGCGCUUCCCUAUGAUCCCCGCCAAGGAGCUCAUAAAGCUACGGUACACCUCCGCCCUCUACUCCGUCCAUCCCACUCUGUAUCAGGAGAAAGUCCUGAAAGGGUUCCAGGCUCACUCGCUGCCCUUCGGCACUCUGAAGAACAGCUCCAACUUCCAGGCAGACGACCGGGAUUACCAGGCCAGGAUUUACACCGCCCCCCCGUGGAGCGUUGCUUAUGACCAGAGCGUAGAAACCAUUGGGCGUCCGAUCGACAACCCGUACGACCGGUUUGGUAGGGGUUCACAUCGAGGCAACACCCAGUAUUACAAGAAGCCCAGUCUGCGGACCACUGAACAUCACAGCACACCUGUCCACACCAGCGCUGUCUUCAAUGACAGAAAGGUUGACUGGCAGCUGAACCUCUUCAACGAGCAAAGCGACUGUUCCAGCCGCGGUUUGCUUUGUGAUUCACUGCCUGCGGCCAGAAUGAGAAUGUCCACGCACAAGUACCAGGACCAGGGCCAGGGCAGCAUCCGCUACAGCAACCGGCUGCUGCUUAGCUGCCGAGGAAGAUUCAUCUUCCACAUCGUGGACUUCAAGGAGGAUUUUGCUUAUGUGCCUGCUGGUGCGAAUGUAACAUACCCCUGCCCCAAUGAAGGGUAUAUCUACCACUUUGUGGUGAGGCCCGAAUACAUCUGAGAUGACUGCCCCUCGUGGCGUCGGAGAUGAUGGUGGUUAGGAGUGGUGGUAGAGAUGGUGGGGGUGGUGGUAGAGAUGGUGGGGGUGGUGGUGGAUGUAUGUACAAUCCCGAGGAGAUUUAACCAGGGAAAGGCUGGUCUGAAAUAGGCCAAACAGCCAUUUUGGAGGUGGGUUCUGAGUGGGCCAGACUGAAUGCUAUACUGGGGGGUGGGGGGUGUAUGAAAUAACACAGAAUAGAUUACAAAUUCAUUGUUUUUAAAUAAACUUGUCACUGUACCGCUGGUAGUUUGUAAUUAAAA
Molecule: messenger RNA, 4187 nt
Organism: Gadus morhua (Atlantic cod)
Lineage: Eukaryota; Metazoa; Chordata; Actinopteri; Gadiformes; Gadidae
Exons: 10
Coding region: 256-3888 (1210 amino acids)
Cellular component (GO): membrane
Molecular function (GO): protein binding
Source: RefSeq, a predicted model, not a curated record